UUCAGGGAAACUGAAACUGAUGGGCUGUUAUGUUCAUCUUUCUUUCUGUGAGUACAUACAGUGAAAUGGCAGAAGCCAACAUUUCAGUGAUUCAGGAUCAGUUCAUCUGUUCAAUCUGUCUGGAUUUACUGAAGGAUCCAGUGGCCAUUCCCUGUGGACACAGUUACUGUAUGAGCUGUAUUACAAACUGCUGGAAUCAAGAUGAUCAGAAGAGAAACUACAGCUGCCCUCAGUGCAGACAGACCUUCAAUACAAGACCUGAUUUAAAUAAAAACACCAUGCUGGCUGAAGUGGUGGAGAUGCUGAAGAACACAAAACUACAAGCUGCUUGUCCUGAUCACAGUUAUGCUGAAGCUGGAGAUGUGAAGUGUGACGUCUGUACUGAAAGAAAACACAAAGCUGUCAAGUCCUGUCUGGUGUGUCUGAACUCUUACUGUCAAACUCAUCUUGAACAACAUGAGAAUUUAUUCAAAGGCAAGAGACACAAAGUGAUAGACGCCACUGGACGACUUCAGCAGAUGAUCUGCCCUCAACAUGAUAAACUUUUAGAGAUUUACUGUAAAUCUGAUCAGCUCUGUAUAUGUUAUCUGUGUAUGGUGGAUGAACAUAAUGAACAUAAGACUGUAUCAGCUGCAGCAGAGAGGACUGAGAAACAGAAAGAACUGAAGGAGACGCAGAGAAAAUACCAUCAGAGAAUCCAGGAGAGUCAGAAGAAGCUUCAGGAGCUGAGAGAUGCUGUGGAGACUCAUAAGCGCUCUGCACAGACAGCAGUGGACGACACUGAGAGGAUCUUUACUCAACUGAUCCGAUCCAUUGAGAGAAGACGAUCUGAGGUGACACAGCUGAUCAGAGAUCAGGAAAAGACUGCAGUGAGUGAAGCUGAAGGACUCUUGAAGCGACUGGAGCAGGAGAUUGAUGAUCUGAGGAGGAGAGACGCUGAGCUGGAGCAGCUUUCACACACAGAUGAUCACAUCCAUUUCCUCCAGAGUUUCCAGUCUCUCUCUGUUCCUCCUGGAUCUUCAGACUCACUCAGCAUCACUGUCAGCUCUCUCAUCUCUUUUGAUGAUGUAGGAAAAGCUGUGUCUCAUCUGAGAGAGAAACUGGAGGAUUUCUGUAGAGAAGAGAUAGAGAAGAUAUUUGAUAAAAGUGAAGCACCUGAACCUGAACCCAGGGAGCAGUUCCUAAAAUAUUAUCAUCACUUCACUGCAGAUCCAAACACAGCAAAUGAAUAUCUCUGUCUGUCUGAGGGGAACAGAGUGAUUACUGGCACUUUCCCAGACACAGAGCCGUAUCCUGAUCAUCCAGACAGAUUUGAUGAUUAUCAGGUGUUGUGUAGUGAGAGUUUGAGUGGACGCUGUUACUGGGAGGUUGAGUGGAGUGGUAAUGAUGUGUUUAUCUCAGUGUCAUAUAAGAGCAUCAGCAGGAAGGGAGGUGAUGAGUGUUGGUUUGGAUUUAAUGAUCAGUCCUGGAGUUUGCGCUGCUCUGACUUCAGUUGUUCAUUCUGGCACAAUAACAUUGAGACUAAACUCCCUGUAGUGUUCAGAUCUUCUAGAAUAGGAGUUUAUGUGGAUCACAGUUCAGGAUCUCUGUCCUUCUACAGCGUCUCUGACACAAUGACCCUCAUCCACAGAGUCAACACCACAUUCACUAAACCUCUCUAUCCUGGGUUUAAUGUUGAUUAUGGAUCAGUGAAACUGUGUGAUCUAACAAUAUAGAUGAUACAGAGAGUCUACAAAUAAUUUUGUCAUAUUAGAAGUCUGAACAUGAUGAAUCAACAACAAAGAAAUAAUAAAUCUUUCAUUUACUAAUUAGUAAUUUUAAAUAACUGAUUGUAAUUUUAUAUUUAAUAAUUGUAUUUUGUCCUAUCAAACAGAGGUAGCUGUACAGUAGUUAUUCACAGUUAAUAUUAUUCAUCUACAGCCGUGUAUUUAGACCCAUAUAUAUCCAAAAUGUAUGGGUCUACAUUCAAAAAUAAUCUCAAUUCACUUAUUUUUAAGGCAAACAUUUAAUUUGACAUUAGUUUAAUUUUCUGAAUAUGGAUGAUAAGUUUAACUUCUAAACAGAACAAAAUACAUAAUUCAGCACUAAUAAAUCUGUGAUCAAUCCAAGUGAGAAAGUUUUUAUUGAUGAGUCUGUUGAGACUUGUGAAAACUUUAUUUAUUUAUUUAUUUUUGUAGAGAUCACUAAAAUCAGAUCUGAGGUUGGAAACUUUAAUUUGGGCCCUGUGGUUCCUGUAAUGUGCCCUGCUACUUUUUCCCAUUUUAGGGCCGUCAGACUGGGGGUAAAACCAGUACAGAUUACCAGGGCCCAAAGGAAGAAAGGGCCCUUGAGAGGUCUGGGGCCGUAUUCACAAAGAAUUUUAAGGCUAAAAGUAGCUCCUAACUGGCGAAUUUAGGAGCAACUCCUAAAAAUACUGGGCGUGUCACUCCUAAAUUUAGGACUCCUAAUUUUUUUCACUAAGAGUAAUUCACAAAGCAUUUUAGCCCUAAAAGUAGCACCUAAGUCUGGGACAGCUUAAAAGAAGUCGAGAGGACUCCUAACUCACUAAGACCUAUUCACAAAGGAUCUUAAAAUGUCUUAGGUGCUGAUCCUCCUUAACAUGGACAGUUUCACCAACUCAAAAGCAUUGCACAUACUUAAAAGCACACUUUAAUGUAAGCAUAUUGUUUAUAACAUUUGUUUCAUAAUUCAUUACAUUCAUGGCAAGCAGGAAGUUUUUUUUACAAUUACAUGAA
Paramisgurnus dabryanus is the source of this 2735-nucleotide messenger RNA. Its product is annotated as E3 ubiquitin/ISG15 ligase TRIM25-like. NCBI's taxonomy places the organism in Eukaryota, Metazoa, Chordata, Actinopteri, Cypriniformes, Cobitidae. Gene Ontology annotation, molecular function: zinc ion binding; protein binding. The record is from RefSeq and is a predicted model, not a curated record.